Penicillium brevicompactum is the source of this 1425-nucleotide messenger RNA. Its product is annotated as aldehyde dehydrogenase. NCBI's taxonomy places the organism in Eukaryota, Fungi, Ascomycota, Eurotiomycetes, Eurotiales, Aspergillaceae. The coding region runs from base 1 to 1425 and encodes 474 amino acids. The transcript has 4 exons. The record is from RefSeq and is a predicted model, not a curated record. Gene Ontology annotation, molecular function: succinate-semialdehyde dehydrogenase (NAD+) activity.
AUGGCAUCUACAACACCCCUCAUCAUUAACAAUGAGUCCAUUGAGACCGACAUCAAGUUCGAGGUCUACGCCCCCGCUACCGGCGAGCUGAGCAGCUACUGCGCAGGCGUGUCCGUCGAGGACGCUAAGCGCGCAGUAGACAAUGCACAGGCUGCAUUCCCAGCAUGGAGCAAGACUAAGCCCUACGAGCGUCGCGACCUCCUCCUCAAGGCCGCUGACAUCAUGUCCUCCCGCAAAGAGGAAUUGAUUCAAUACCAGCGCGAAGAGACCGGCGCUGGACGCCCCUUCACCGAACACACUUUCAACAUGGGUGUCAACUUCAUCAAGGAUUUUGCUGGCCGAAUUCCUACCAUUGAGGGCGUGGUCCCCAACAUCAACCGCGAGGGUGAGGGAGCCAUCGUGUACAAGGAGCCUUACGGUGUCAUUUUGUCAAUUGCGCCAUGGAACGCGCCUUUUAUCCUUGGUGUUCGCGCCGUGGCGUUGCCUCUAGCCGCCGGUAACACCGUCGUCCUCAAGGGCUCCGAGCUCUCCCCCAAGUGCUUCUGGGUCCUUGGUGAUAUCUUCCGCCAGGCAGGUCUGCCUGCUGGAUGUUUGAAUGUUAUUUUCAACCAGACCAGCGAUGCUCCCGCGGUGACCAAUGCUCUGAUUGCCCACCCGUCCGUGCGCAAGGUCAACUUCACCGGUAGCACCAUGGUCGGCUCGAUCAUUGCUUCCACCGCUGGUAAGUACAUCAAGCCCGUGCUCUUGGAGCUGGGCGGUAAGGCGUCGGCGGUGGUCUUGGACGAUGCCGACCUGGACAAGGCUGCUAUGAACUGCGCCAUUGGAUCCUUCAUGCACUCCGGACAGAUCUGCAUGUCCACCGAGCGCAUUGUCGUGCAGCGCGGCAUCGCAGACGCUUUCCGACAGAAGCUCGCCGACACAGCGGAGAAGUUGUUCGGCAAGGAAGCGCCCGCGUUGGUGCUGGUGAACUCCGCGGCGGUGGUCAAGAACAAGAAGUUGAUUGACGAUGCGGUGUCGCGCGGUGCGGAAGUCGUGUUUGGCGAUGCGAAGGCAAACGAGUCCGUCGCGACCGGUAUGCGCCCGGUGAUUGUCGGCGGUGUCACCAAGGAAAUGGACAUGUACGCGACCGAGUCGUUUGGGCCGACCGUGUCUCUCAUCACGGUUGACACGGAAGAAGAGGCGAUUGCACUAGCCAAUGACACAGAAUACGGACUGACCGCAUCUGUGUUCACCAACAACCUGUUCCGUGGAUUGCGGGUGGCGAAGCAGAUUGACUCGGGCGCCGUCCACAUUAACGCAAUGACGGUCCACGAUGAGCCGGUCUUGCCCCACGGUGGAUGGAAGAGCAGUGGCUUUGGUCGCUUCGGAGGAACGUCGGGAUACGACGAGUUCCUCCAGACCAAGACUGUGACUUGGCAAGAGUAG